AUGUCCGACCCGCUCUUCCUCGGCCUAGACCUUUCUACCCAGGGCCUCAAAGCCGUCCUCGUCGACGCUGACGGCGUACUGACCCACGAAUCUUCAGUCAACUUCGAUCGCGACCUGCCCACGUAUGGAACCACCAAUGGCGCCACGAAGGGACCUGCCCCUGGUGAAGUCACAUCGCCCGUUCGCAUGUGGCUCGACGCGUACGAUCUCAUCAUGGAACGCAUGCGUGAUGCUGGCGUCGACUUUAGUCGCAUCCUAGGCAUAUCCGGUGACGGACAGCAACAUGGCUCCGUCUAUUGGUCCAAGGACGCUGAACGUCUCCUCUCCUCCCUCGACGCGUCCCGCGCACUCGCCGAGCAGCUCGCGCCUGACGCCUUCUCGCUCCCCCGCGCGCCGAUCUGGCAGGACUCCUCCACCACCCACGAAUGCCGCGAACUCGAAGAGGCCAUCGGCGGGCCCCAGGUUCUUGCCGAUCUCACUGGCAGCCGUGCAUACGAACGCUUUACGGGCAACCAAAUCUCUAGGAUACGAAAGGCUUAUCCGGACGCGUACUGGGCAACGGCCCGCGUGUCUUUGGUUUCCUCGUUCAUGCCUUCGCUAUUCCUCGGGGAGAUCGCACCGGUCGAUGUCUCUGACGCCAGUGGAAUGAACUUGAUGAAUGUCCUUACUUGCAAGUGGGACGAUCGUCUUCUUGAAGCCUGCGGUGGCCCAGAAUUGCGUUCCAAGAUUGGCCCCGAACCCGCUCCUGGUGGCGAGUUCCUCGGCAAAAUCCACCCGUACUGGGUGCAGCGCUGGGGCUUCAGCCCUGAUUGUGGUAUCGCCCCAUUCACUGGUGACAAUCAGGCUACCGUCAUCGCGCUCUCCGUGCCAGGCGAUGCCAUUCUCUCUCUCGGCACGUCUACUACCCUUCUCCUCUCCAUCCCACCCGCGGAGACCGCGCCAAAAUGCUUCACGACGUCACACUUACUCUCCCAUCCGACCACUCCCGAUGCAUACAUUGCGAUGCUGUGUUACAAGAACGGUGCCCUUGCUCGCGAGCAGGUCCGCGACGCCUACGCCGACCACGACUGGACGCGCUUCAACGAGCUUGUCGAGCAGCGUCCCGUGGGCAAUGAUGGCUACAUGGGCCUCUACUUCCCUCUCCCUGAGAUUAUCCCUCCAAACGUCCAGGGCACCUUCUGCUUCACUACCUCCCCCUCCGUCCAACCCAUCCCCGAAGGCUCGAUGCCCGCCGCCGCACACGCCCGCGCGAUCCUCGAGUCCCAGUUCCUCUCCAUCCGCUCGCGCAUUACCGCCAUCCUGCCACCAGACGCGGCGCCGCUCCAGCGCCUCGUCCUCUCCGGCGGCUCGUCCGCGAACCAGACGAUCCGGCAGGCCGCGGCGGACGUGUUCGGGAUGCGCGUGUUCGUCGCGGGAAAGGAGGGCGCGGCGGAGGGCGGCGCGCAGCUCGCGCGGUUCGCGUGGUGGCGCGAGGAGAACGGGGGCAUGGGCUCGUUCGAGGAGAUGCGCGCGAUGGACGGCGAGGGCGCGCGGAUGAAGUGCGUCGCCGAGCCGGACGCGGCGCGCGAGCGGGUGUAUGCGGGCCUCGUGGAGCCGUACCGCGCGGCGGAGGACGCGGUCGUGCGGAUGUGCGCGGAGAAGACGGCGUGA
Messenger RNA from Epithele typhae, 1650 nucleotides. Its product is annotated as D-xylulose kinase. Gene Ontology annotation, cellular component: cytosol. Lineage: Eukaryota; Fungi; Basidiomycota; Agaricomycetes; Polyporales; Epitheliaceae. Gene Ontology annotation, molecular function: D-xylulokinase activity. The record is from RefSeq and is a predicted model, not a curated record. The coding region runs from base 1 to 1650 and encodes 549 amino acids. The transcript is spliced from 4 exons. Gene Ontology annotation, biological process: xylulose metabolic process; D-xylose metabolic process.